AUGCGAGAGUUGACUCCUGAAAGUGGAAAGGAAACCACCUGGCUAUCUCCUGUCUUUGCCGCUCUCCUUUCUGAUAAGGAGGGCUCUGUGAAUGGGAGGGAGCAGCAUGCUUGUCCAUACUGUGGGCAAGGAGGGAUGGAUGGUAGGAGAGUCAUUUUAUUUCUUCCAGUGUUGGAGGCUAGGAAAUGGAAGAGCAUUGUGCCAGCAUCUUUCGAGGCUCUUGCUAUGUUAUACAUGAUGGUUGUUACUGAUGCCCUGCACAGACAGAGGUCUGUAAAGUGGCAAGCAGGACUCUGCUACAACAGAGGAAAGGAUUUUGCUAUAUCUCUUGUCAGGCCCAAUGCUGCAGAGGGGAUUGGUAAUGUACUUCAUUUAAUAAUAGUGUUUUAAGAGAUAACAUUAUUUCAUCCUGUGGGGUAGAUAUGACCAUCUUCAUCUCACAGAUGAAAAGAGACAAACCUGGGAUUCAGAGGUACUUGCCUGUGAGUUUCUUACAGAUUUCAUCUUACAAUCCAGGAAUCCUGAUUCUUGGGUUAGUCUCCUUUGCUAUAUGGGAUGUUAGGCAUGGCAAUAAAAGAUCUAAAAACUGGUUAUUUGAUGCUUGGACAAAGGCUUGGGGCAUGGGCUUUGACCUAAUGAAGUAGUCAAUUCUAGUCUAAUAUUUUAAAUGAUUUAAAAUGAUUCCAGUUUAUAAGCCCCAUUCACUGUCUUCUAAGAUGUGGAUACACAUUCCAACCUUCCUUAGCUCAAAUGUGGACAAAACAAGAGAUUACAUGUGUUGAUACUUUGUGAGUCAUAGAAAAUUCACAUAUACAUAGGCAGGGUGGUUCUGUAAUUAACCAAAUCUUCAGAGGUCCAAAGUUAACAGUAUCGACCAUUCAUAAUUUAGCCAUAAACUCAGACAUUUUAAAAGCCUUGUGAAAAUAGAAGUAUACUUUUCAAAUGUUACAGACUGCAAACACCAGUGUUCUAUUGCCUAGAACAAGCGUAGCUUGUGAAUCAUCACAAGGCCUUGCACAAAGGAAGUCUAAUGAGUAUUUGUAGAUUGAAUUUAAUGAAUGAAGGCACAAACCCCUUGGCUCUCUUCCUGGGUUUCAUGAAAUCUUAUUAAACACAUUUUAUUUCGAGAGCUUGGUUAUUUACUUUUGUCUUCCAGCAGAUUGAAUAUAAGUGACUUGGAAAAGGAAGACUAGUUGCUGGAAACACCUAAAAUGUCAAUAGAAGACUUGACAGCUUGAGAACAGAGGAAAAAAUAAAAGCAAACAGACAAAAACAACCUUACCUCCCCCACAAUAUAACAUUGGGUUGCUGAGCCAACAAAAAUCUAAAAUCAGUUUAGGAUCCUCUGUUUAACUCAUCAGAGAAAUGCACAAAAUAUUCUAGAAAGGCUUGCACCUACAAAGAUUACUUAAGAAUGCAAUGACACAUUCAGAGGAGUUAAGUUACCAGUUAUCAUUUACUAGAAGGCUUUUUCUAUAAAAAUGUAUGGAAGAGGUUCCUCUGAGCAUUCAACUGGGCUUCUUCAUAGGGUAUGUGUACUACUUGGGGCUAUGGAAGACCAUGUCCUAGAAGCCCUGUGUCCCUGAGGCACACCUAUGUGUGCUGUCUCUCUGGCAUAUUUUCCAACAAGUGUUCUUUUCUAGUCUAUAUAUUCUGAUUAAUUUGUAAUCAGAGGCAAUGCAAAAAGCAUUCUUUUUAAAUCCUAAUCUCCAUAAGCUCCAUUAUGGUACAGCUGUCAGAAAGCACUUGCUCUGAAGAUUUUCUUUACCAUCAACUCUUAGAGCAAAUUGUAUAGAUCUGCCACUGUCUAUUCUGGUUUCAAGAUUUGGUCUUACAUCCUUUCUUUUCCUUUUGUGGUAAACAAAAGACAAAAAGAAAUAAGCAAAAAAAAAAAAUGGAAA
Molecule: messenger RNA, 1901 nt
Organism: Callithrix jacchus (white-tufted-ear marmoset)
Lineage: Eukaryota; Metazoa; Chordata; Mammalia; Primates; Cebidae
Source: RefSeq, a predicted model, not a curated record